GGGCCGGCUCUGUAGGUUUCUCUGUAAUUCGUGUGAUCCACCCUUCGAUGAUUUCCCGUGAUUUUGGUGAAGAUUUGAGGAGUCGAUUGCACGGACUAUUGAUCUGCUGCUGUGAAUUUUGAGAUGUUGGGUCAAUUUAUCGGUGAUGUUCAUCAUGAUCUUGCUGGUGAAUAUGGACGAUUGGCGAUGCCUUUCGGGUUCGCGACUCGAAAGUAGCUCGUGGCUUGGCCUCCUUAUAUAUAUAUAUAUAUAUAUAUAUUAUGUGAUGCUGUUGCCUUCAGUUCAUGGACCACUAACCACUUGUAAGGUCAACUAAGCUGCUUCAGCUUGGGAUUCCAAAUUUUAUAGGUGAAUAACUUUGUGUAAAAAAGAUCGACUGGGUAAACUCUUCCCUCUCUUUGCUUCCACUCUAAGACUAUUUAUUGAGCGGCUCCAAGAAUGAUAUACUAUACUGAGAGCUUAGAUGAAUCCAGAUGGGACCAUUCUGCUAUAAACAAGUUGAAUAAAGCAUUGGAGCAGAUUUAUCUUGAAUCUGUAUGGUCUUGGGCAUGUAAAACUAAAAUCACUCUGUAUUUCGAGGGCUUCUUUUGGGUCCACUUAUAAGGUCACUUUUGUAAUAAUACCCAACAUCGGUGGUAUUUCUUUAUCUGUAUAUGCUAUAUAAACUCUUAUUUUAGAAGAACUCCUGGCUUGCAAUAGAAAUUGGCAACCAUGGCUAUGGCUUUCAAGAUGGCGACGACAGGUAUGUGGGUGACUGAGGAAUGCAAGACCUCAUUCAUGGAGAUGAAGUGGAAGAAGGUCCACAGGUACAUAGUGUUCAAGAUUGAUGAGGGCUCCAAGCUAUUCACGGUCGACAAGGUUGGCGCAGCCGGAGAAGGCUACAAUGAUCUCGCUGCAGCCUUACCGCAGGACGACUGCCGUUACGCUGUCUUCGAUUUUGACUUUGUCACCAUCGACAAUUGCCGGAAGAGCAAGAUCUUCUUCAUAGCCUGGGCGCCGACAGGAUCAAGAAUCCGGGAGAAAAUUCUGUACGCAACGUCGAAGGAUGGAUUGAGGAGAGCAUUGGAUGGGAUUCACUAUGAGUUGCAAGCAACGGAUCCAACAGAGAUGGGGUUUGAUAUCAUCAAGGAUCGAGUGCUCAAAUAAUUGAUGAUUAAUCAAUCCAGACCUCUUUCUUCAUCAUAAGAUAAUGUGAGCAUCUUUCAUGAAUAGCCUUUUUUUUGUCAAAUCUUGGUUUGGAAUUUAACAACUGUAGUUUAAUUUAAUAAUCUCCACUUGUUGAUUAUGCAGUAUGGGGUGGCUGUUUAUGCUGUUUUGCCACCAUUAAAUAAGAUUAAAAGUGUUAGUUUCA
Messenger RNA from Andrographis paniculata, 1351 nucleotides. RefSeq names its product actin-depolymerizing factor 5-like. The record is from RefSeq and is a predicted model, not a curated record. Gene Ontology annotation, cellular component: cytoplasm; actin cytoskeleton. Lineage: Eukaryota; Viridiplantae; Streptophyta; Magnoliopsida; Lamiales; Acanthaceae. The transcript has 4 exons. Gene Ontology annotation, biological process: actin filament depolymerization; actin filament bundle assembly. Gene Ontology annotation, molecular function: actin filament binding. Bases 712 to 1146 code for a protein of 144 amino acids.